AUGCUGCAACAACCAGUCUCUAAAGAGUUGCGCUCCUUUCAAUCAUUAUCCAAAUUUUCAGGAACAGCUCAAAAAGGUUCAGUGCCACAUCGUAGGCAAUCUGCUGCAACAAACAAUUCUAUCACCAAAAGUUCAUAUGGAAGAAGAAGGCUUCCUGAUUCUUUAAAUGAUGACUCAAUGACAAUACGUUCAGUUGAUAAUACCUUACAUCGCUCCCCAUCAUCAAUUCAACAAAUGCCAUUAAAUGUCAAGAGUUUUCACACAAAAAGUGGUAUUAUAUCAUCCCACACAAAAUCUGAAGAAUUAUUUCAUAAAGAUGCAUUGUCUGGAGAAUAUAAUAAAAGUAAUUCACUAACAUAUGAUGCAUCCCCUAUACAUAAAUGGGAUAAAAAAGAACAAUCUUCAAAUGAAUGUCAUCGACAACCACAAGUUGAAUGGAAUGAUGAGGGGGAGUUUGUUUUUGAUGAUGAAUGUAAUUUACCAUAUCCAGGUUUUGUUGAACCAGCAUUACAUUGUUUCAGUCAAACUAAAAUUCCAAGAAAAUGGUGUUUAAAAAUGGUAACAAAUCCAUGGUUUGAUAGAUUAACAAUGAUAGUAAUUAUAAUAAAUUGUAUAACAUUAGGAAUGUAUAAACCAUGUGAAGAUGGUCCAGGAUGUAAUACUUAUCGUUGUCAAUUAUUAUCAAUGAUAGACCAUAUGAUUUUUAUAUAUUUUUUCUUAGAAAUGGUUAUUAAAGUAAUAGCUUUAGGAUUUACGGGUCAAGCUGCAUACCUUUCUGAUACUUGGAAUAGAUUAGAUUUUUUUAUUGUAAUUGCUGGAAUAGCAGAAUAUCUACUUCAAGAAUAUUUAGGAAAUAUUAAUUUAACAGCAAUAAGAACUAUAAGAGUUUUAAGACCAUUAAGAGCUGUUAAUAGAAUACCAUCAAUGAGAAUAUUAGUUAAUUUACUUUUAGAUACAUUACCAAUGCUUGGAAAUGUUCUAUUAUUAUGUUUUUUUGUUUUUUUUAUAUUUGGUAUUAUAGGAGUACAAUUAUGGGCUGGAUUAUUAAGAAAUCGUUGUACAUUAAAUUUACCUAAAAAAAAUAUAUCAUUAGAAAAUUUAAAUAAUAUAUUAAAAGAUGUACAAUUAAGUAGAUAUUAUAUUCCAGAAGAUACUUCACUUGAUUAUAUUUGUAGUCAAAAUGAUGCAUCAGGUAUACAUACAUGUAAUGAUUUACCUCCAUAUGUUUAUAAUGGUAUAAAAUGUAAUUUAACAAUUGAUGAAUAUAAUAAAAUUGAUAAUUCAAAUUGUAUAAAUUGGAAUAUUUAUUAUGAUGAAUGUACAGUGGCACCAAUGAAUCCUUUCCAAAAUUCUGUAUCAUUUGAUAAUAUUGGAUUUGCUUGGGUCGCAAUAUUUUUAGUUAUUAGUUUAGAAGGAUGGACUGACAUAAUGUAUUAUGUUCAAGAUGCUCAUUCAUUCUGGAAUUGGAUAUAUUUUGUUUUAUUAAUAGUUAUUGGAGCAUUUUUUAUGAUUAAUUUGUGUUUAGUUGUUAUUGCUACACAAUUUGCUGAAACAAAAAGAAGAGAAACAGAAAGAAUGUUACAAGAAAGAAAACGAUUAUCUUCAUAUAGCAAUUCUAUAUAUGGAAGUGAAGGUGAAAAAUUAUCACAAGAACGUGAUGAAAAUAAUGGUGAUACUGUAUAUGCUGCUUUAGUACGUUUUAUUUCUCAAACAGCAAGAAGAGUAAAACGUCAUUUUCGCAAACAAGGACCAGUUUACAAAACAAGAAUAUUAAGGUUUUUUGGUCGCAAAACAAUUGAAAUUCCAAAAAAAAAUGAUAAUAAAGGUAUUUCAGAGAGUGAUGAUUUACUGGAAAAGAAAGAUAAAAAUUCAGAUAAUAAUAAUAGUAUAUGUGCCUUACAAAUAGAUAUUACCAAAGAAGAUAAUGAUAUAAAAUCACAAAAAAGUGAAUCAUUUAAUUCAAAUAAACGUAAAAAUAAAGAAAAUGGAAAAAUUAAGAAAAAAAAUAGUAAUAUUAGUAAAUUUACAGAAAUUCGUAAUAUAGUUAAAAAAUUUGUUAUUUGUGACCAUUUUACAAGAGGAAUUCUUGUAGCUAUACUUUUAAAUACAUUAUUAAUGGGUGUUGAAUAUCAUCAACAACCUGAAUGGCUUACAAUAAUUCUUGAAUAUAGUAAUUAUUUUUUUACUGGUUUAUUUGCAUUUGAAAUGUUACUUAAGGUAUUUGCUGAUGGUUUAUUUGGAUAUUUAGCAGAUGGUUUCAAUUUAUUUGAUGGUGGAAUUGUUGCUUUAAGUGUUUUAGAAAUAUUUCAAGAAGGAAAAGGUGGAUUAUCAGUUUUAAGAACAUUUAGAUUAUUAAGAAUAUUAAAAUUGGUUCGAUUUAUGCCAGCACUUAGAUAUCAAUUAGUUGUAAUGUUAAGAACAAUGGAUAAUGUUACAGUAUUUUUUGGUUUAUUAGCAUUAUUUAUUUUUAUCUUCAGUAUUUUGGGAAUGAAUUUAUUUGGGUGCAAAUUUUGUAAGAUAGAUGAAGGAUUAUCGGGACCAGAUUCUAAAAAGUGUGAAAGAAAAAAUUUUGAUUCACUUUUAUGGGCAUUAAUAACUGUAUUUCAGAUUUUAACACAAGAAGACUGGAAUAUGGUAUUAUUUAAUGGAAUGGCUCAAACAACUCCUUGGGCGGCAUUAUAUUUUGUUGCAUUAAUGACUUUUGGAAAUUAUGUAUUAUUUAAUCUUUUAGUAGCCAUUUUAGUAGAAGGUUUUCAAGAAUCAAAAGAAGAAGAGAAACGUCAAUUAGAGGAAGAAGCUAAAAAACGUGCAGAGGAAGAAGAAAAAGAAAGGAAUAAAGAAUUAGAAUUAUUGAUAGCUAAAACAACAUCACUUAGUUUUAUGGGUAAAUCAAAUACUAAAACAGCUACUUGUACAUGUAGUAAAGAUAUAUUAAAUAAAGAAUCAUCACAAUUAACAAAUGAAAAUACAUUAAAAAUUCCUGAUAGUAGACCAAGAGCCUACUCAUCAUCUAUUGAAUCAUGUAAAAGUUUUAAUAAUAUUAAAUUAGAACAUGAUUGUAAUGGUGAUAUUAAAAAUGAUGAUGAAUUAUUUAUUAAUAAUGAUGAAACUAAUAAAAAAUUUGACUUUUGUAAAAAUAGAAAUAUUGAUAAAAAAAAAUUUUCUAAAAGUCAAGAAAAUUUAAUAGAAAGAAGUUCAAGUGACAUUGAAAAUUCUUGUAAAAAAUUAUCAAAAAAAGAUAAAAUGUAUGAUUCAGCAAAAGAUGUAUAUUCAGAAAAAUCAAUAAUACAUUUUCAAAAUAAUAGUAAUGAAAUUAAAGAUAAUAAUAGUUAUUUAGAAAAUUCACGUUUAAGAACAAAUAGUUGGUGUGGUAUUCAAACAUUAUUUAAUCCACAAUGUCCUAUACAUAGUAGAAGAGCGCUAAUUGAAGCAUAUGCUAGAGAUAAAUUAAUACAAGCAAGUCAAGAAUUACAACAAGUACUUGUUGAAGAAGAAAGAAAAGCUGAAGAAAGAAAGAAUACAUUUUGUCGUAAAUUAUUUACAAAAACAUGUCUAUAUAAAAGAAAAGAUUAUUCAUUAUUUUUAUUUUCAACAAAAAAUAAAUUAAGAAUUAGUUGUUUAAAAUUAACACAAAAAAAAUGGUUCGAUUAUACAGUAUUAGUAUUUAUUGGAAUUAAUUGUAUAACAUUAGCUAUGGAAAGACCUUCAAUUCCUCCUGAUAGUUUAGAAAGAAAAUUUUUAACAAUUAUAGGAUAUAUUUUUACAAUAAUUUUUACACUUGAAAUGUCAUUAAAAGUAAUUGCUAAUGGUUGUUUAUUUGGAAGAGGAGCAUAUUUUAAAGAUGGAUGGAAUAUACUUGAUGGUAUACUUGUUAUAAUAUCACUUAUUAAUAUUAUAUUUGAAAUGCUUGUUCACAUAGAUUCACCAAAAAUAUUUGGUGUUAUAAGAGUUUUAAGAUUAUUACGUGCAUUAAGACCACUUCGUGUAAUUAAUAGAGCACCUGGUGUUAAACUUGUUGUAAUGACAUUAAUUAGUAGUUUAAAACCUAUUGGAAAUAUUGUACUUAUAUGUUGUACAUUUUUUAUUAUAUUUGGUAUUCUUGGUGUUCAAUUAUUUAAAGGAAUGAUGUAUCAUUGUAUUGGUCCUGAUGUUAGUAAUAUAACAACAAAAAAUGAAUGUUUAGCUGUUAAUGGAAAUAAAUGGGUAAAUCAUAGAUAUAAUUUUGAUAAUCUUGGACAAGCAUUAAUGUCUUUAUUUGUUUUAUCAAGUAAAGAUGGAUGGGUUUCAAUAAUGUAUCAAGGUAUUGAUGCUGUUGGUGUUGAUAUGCAACCAAUAGAAAAUCAUAAUGAAUGGAGAAUGAUAUAUUUUAUAUCAUUUUUACUUCUUGUUGGAUUUUUUGUACUUAAUAUGUUUGUUGGUGUUGUUGUUGAAAAUUUUCAUAAAUGUAAAGAAGCAUUAGAAGCUGAGAUGAGAGAAAAAGCAAGACAAAAACGAUUAGCACGUAAAUUAAAAAGACAACAAUAUGAAGAUCAUUGUGCUUUAAAAAAAAAACAAAAAGAAAAAAGUUAUCCAUAUUGGUAUAAUUAUGGUCCAGCUAGAAUGUAUACACAUAACAUAGUUACAUCAAAAUAUUUUGAUCUUGCAAUUGCAGCAGUUAUUGGUAUUAAUGUAAUAUCAAUGGCAAUGGAAUUUUAUAUGAUGCCUUCUGGUUUAAGAUAUGUAUUAAAAGCUUUAAAUUAUUUUUUUACAGCUGUAUUUACAUUAGAAGCAGCUAUGAAAUUAUAUGCUUUAGGACUUAAGACUUUCUUUAUGGAAAAAUGGAAUCGUUUAGAUAUGUUUAUAGUAAUUUUAUCAAUUGCUGGUAUUAUAUUUGAAGAAUUUGAAGCACUUGAAUUACCAAUAAAUCCAACAAUUAUUCGUGUUAUGAGAGUUCUUCGUAUAGCACGUGUCUUAAAACUUCUUAAAAUGGCAAAAGGAAUUAGAUCAUUAUUGGAUACUGUUGGUGAAGCAUUACCACAAGUUGGAAACCUUGGAUCCUUAUUUUUCUUAUUAUUUUUUAUUUUUGCAGCAUUAGGUGUUGAAUUAUUUGGAAAAUUAGAAUGUUCUGAUGAUCAUCCUUGUGAUGGACUUGGAGAACAUGCACAUUUUAAAAAUUUUGGUAUGGCAUUUUUAACAUUAUUUAGAAUUGCAACUGGAGAUAAUUGGAAUGGUAUUAUGAAAGAUGCAUUAAGAGAUGAUUGUGAUCCUUCUGAUCAUUGUGAUACUAAUUGUUGUGUUGAUCCAAUUUUAGCACCAUGUUUCUUUGUAGUUUUUGUUCUUAUAUCACAAUUUGUUCUUGUAAAUGUUGUUGUAGCUGUUCUUAUGAAACACUUAGAAGAAAGUAACAAAAAAAAUGAAAUAACAGAAAGUGAAGUCGUUAAUUCAGGAAUUGAAGUUGAUGUUAAUAAAAUUGAUGUUAAUAUUGGUGAUGAAAAUGAUUUUGAACAUAAACCAUUAACUGUUGUUGCCUUAGAACAACAAAUUAUUGAUUUAGAACAAAAAAUGUUUGAAGAUGGGCGUUUAGAAAUAACGGCAAAUUCUAAUGCUACAAAUGAUAAAACUACUAAUAAUGAUUGUAUUGAAAAAAAUAUAAAAUAA
Molecule: messenger RNA, 5637 nt
Organism: Strongyloides ratti
Lineage: Eukaryota; Metazoa; Nematoda; Chromadorea; Rhabditida; Strongyloididae
Product: Voltage-dependent calcium channel, T-type, alpha-1 subunit family and Ion transport domain and Voltage-dependent channel, four helix bundle domain-containing protein
Exons: 7
Coding region: 1-5637 (1878 amino acids)
Biological process (GO): calcium ion import; membrane depolarization during action potential; calcium ion transmembrane transport
Cellular component (GO): voltage-gated calcium channel complex; plasma membrane; neuron projection
Molecular function (GO): low voltage-gated calcium channel activity; voltage-gated sodium channel activity
Source: RefSeq, a predicted model, not a curated record